Saprolegnia diclina VS20 is the source of this 1988-nucleotide messenger RNA. RefSeq lists its product as hypothetical. The transcript has a single exon. The record is from RefSeq and is a predicted model, not a curated record. NCBI's taxonomy places the organism in Eukaryota, Oomycota, Saprolegniomycetes, Saprolegniales, Saprolegniaceae. The coding region runs from base 45 to 1958 and encodes 637 amino acids.
GCUUAGUGUGCCAACAUGACACUGUGCAGUUUGAAUUCUCGUCCAUGUCCGACACGACUGGCAAUCUCAGCAGUCUCGUGGAGGCUGUCAUGGUACCUCACUGCUACGACGAAGAGAACGAAGAUAUGUACGGUGGCUCGGAGCGCAUGGCCAUCCAUGGCGUCGACGUCGACUGGCCGAUCGCACCGGCACUGGCGGCGUCGUUGAUGGAGACAAGCCCCGAGAAGACGACGCUCCUGCUCCCGCCGUCGGCCAUCUCGACCAGCUUCUACCUCGACCAAUGGUCUUUCGAAUACGAUACUAUUCUCCGUGGACUAAAGCUCGGCGCGCGCUACGUUUACGACUUUGCACAUUUCGCGAUCGAUGCCGUCGGGUCGGCUUCGGCGCUAGUGCCGAGGUCUGCUUCAGCACCGGGAACGUUUGCGACGCUGCUCUACUUUAUGCCGUCCGACUGCACUGGCGGUGCCGUCACCAUCACGUACGACGACCGGACGACGACGUACGAGACUCUCAGCGGGCACUCGGUGGUCUUCUUCAACACGUGCCACGUCUCGGUCGCACCGAUCACAUCAGGCACCCGCGGCGUCUUUGUGCACAAUGUGAGCCACGAGGACUAUGACAGCGACUACAGUUAUUGCUCUACGCCACCACAGCUGCCAUCCAAGGCCGACAUUGACGACGCGAUCGAGAUGGAAAAUUACUGCAUCAUUCACGUCGAGCUUGAAACGUGGACCACCGCGCCACAGUAUGCGACGCUAACAGGUCGUGACAAGGCGGUCGUCGACUGGCUUCUUGCGGCAAGUGUCUUUGACGUGGCCUUCGUCACGGUGGCGACAGCCAUGGAUCGAUGGAGAAACAACGAUGACCGCGACAAGGCCGAGCAGAAGCUACCCAACAUCUUCCACCCGCAGUGCGCGACGCCAGCGCGCCUCCAAGCCGCGUGGCGCUCUCUCUCGAUCUCGUGCUUUAUCGAAGAAGACUCGAUCGACAUUUUAGGCAACGACACAGUCUGCCUCGUCUUUUGGCCCAAAGCGCUUCGCUUGAAGCUGCUCGGUCUAGUCCGUACCGUCGCUUUGCUGCGAGAUCACGUCGACGGGUUGUGCUCGGACGACUUUGGGUUCGGGUCUACCCAUGCGCUCUUUGAAGCUGCUGUGCGCCUCUUCAUUGGGGCCGAGCCUGGCCCGGCUCAGUUCAAUCGCCCGAGUCGUCUGGCCAUGGCCAAUGUGCUGUUUGACUAUGGCGACUGCACGCUCAUGGCAGACUAUCUGGGUGGCAUGCGAUGGAACGCGCACGAUGUCGCUAUCGUACCGUGGGUGGUCGCGGUCGUCCGCCGCUUUGGCUUGCCGUCCAUGACGGAAGCCUUGAGCCGCCUGCACUACUCUACAUCUGGCGUGUUUUGGCGCAAGGUUCUCGAAGGCAUCGGUGCUGACAACCCGUCGUGUGAGCGCGACUUGUACGAUUUGGCGUCUCGCUGGUGGACCGCCCAGUUGCGUUGGAAUGGAAUGCCUACGGACGGGAUAUCUCUUGUUGCAUGGCUCUACGAGAACGCCGUGGCACCGAGUACGCACGUCGCCUUGUCAAUGCGUCUGCCGGCCGACGCCAUCGACAACAUUCUCCUCAUGAUGAUCGACGUGACGCCACUUGUGAAGGAACCCAGAGACUCACGCGGGCUGCCGGCCGCCUUGUGGUCCCUGCGUGCGACGCCGCUGCCACGCGUACUGCAAUACGCCUACCUCAACAUGGCGCUGCAACCCGACUAUGUUAACUACUACGACGAGGCCGCCGCUUACUUGCUCUUGCUGACGAUCGGCUCGCGACGCUUUGACGCUGCCGAGGCGCUUGCAUCGACACGGCGCGCCACACCCAAGUUCCAGAAGACGCUAGCGACGCUUCAAAAACGAGGCCAGCUCACCGCGGCGCAAGAACUCGUUCUCGACAACUAUCUCUCCAGCAUUUAAGGAGAGCAACUCGGCAACACAAUAUAUGCC